Elgaria multicarinata webbii is the source of this 4844-nucleotide messenger RNA. It is a transcript of the gene MMS22L, whose product is annotated as MMS22 like, DNA repair protein. The coding region runs from base 97 to 3843 and encodes 1248 amino acids. NCBI's taxonomy places the organism in Eukaryota, Metazoa, Chordata, Lepidosauria, Squamata, Anguidae. Gene Ontology annotation, biological process: replication fork processing; double-strand break repair via homologous recombination. The transcript has 26 exons. The record is from RefSeq and is a predicted model, not a curated record. Gene Ontology annotation, cellular component: nuclear replication fork.
UUGGGUUCGCCGCUGGAGUUCCGCGGCUGGAAGCGUGGUCGUGUGAAGGGGGCGGCUGCUGACGAGAGCGCGCGGCUACAGAGAGGAGCGUGCAAAAUGGACGACAAUUUCAGGGCUCCCUCAGUGCCGUCGUCGCUCACGGAGAGCUUAGAAAUGGCUAUGGAAGUGGAGAGGCAGUGCUCCAGACAUCUCAGUUUCUCCUGUGCAUCCGACCUUAGAAAUGGAGGGAAAGGCUUUUCCGCUGAUUCUUAUUUAGCAAGUGGAUCUCUGAAGAGAAUUUUGCUGGGGCUGGAUCCCUUUCCAACUGAUUAUGAAGAAGACACUGUGGAAUUGUUUGGUUUCCAGUGGGUUACUGAAAUUGCUUUAGUUGAGUCUUGUACACUUCUCUUUGGAUUAUUUAGACAACAAAUAGGCAGACUGGAAAACCUCAUUCAGUCAAGUUCAUCUGACUUUGGUCAUGCUGCAAAUCUUCACUGGGAGGCCCAUAAUGUCAGACAGCAGUGUACUGAAUUCCUGCAGUAUGUGAAAGUUUUCAUCUUCAGGUAUCUGGAGCCACACAAGGCAGAGGAUGAUGAGUUGUCCCAUCCAUAUGAACAACAAGAAGCGCUACUCCCUUCUUUGCUUGUUGAGGAGCUCCAUUCUUUAACAUUGCAUGUGGGACACUUGUAUGAACUUCCUAGUUGUAUUCUAGGAGGAUUUACCAAUCUGACUCAAGCAAAGUUAUUUCCCCCAUCAUGGCAUUUGCUGCAUCUUCACCUAGACAUCCACUGGUCAGUGCUGGAAAUACUUCAUCUUCUUGGUGAAAAGCUGCCAAGGCAAACUGUAUAUGCUCACAAGUUCACAAAUUUAACAGGCGAAAAUUUAACCAAUAUCAGUUUGUUUGAAGAACAUUGUGGAAACCUCUUAUGUGAUCUGAUAAGUUUGUCAGCCAACAGAUAUACAAAGGUGAGGCUGUCUGAAGCUCUAGCUAGUCACCACUACCCUUGUGUCUGUGUAAAAGAACUGUGGAUCCUGCUUAUUCAUCUGCUUGACCACAGAAAUAAAGGAUCCCUUACAGAGUCUUUUUGGAGCUGGUUGAAUAAAAUUCUAAAGAACUUAUUUGAAAAAGGAAGUAGUUCAGAAACAACGUCUGCCUUUGAAUUGAUUCUGUGCAAUGAUCCAUUGAGUUUUAAUUGGUGGAUAAUAACUCACCUGGCAUCACUUUACCACGUCGACCGCGUGGUAAACGAAAAGGAAUCAAAACAAGUAGAAUCCAACUGGCCCUAUGUGGAAGAUCUGUUGAAGCGGUCCAUCAAUAGUCAAACUGGAAUAUUAGAAGAACAGUUACGAAUGCAUCUUCAGUGCUGCUUGACAUUAAGCCAUAUUUGGGAUGUGAACCUCUCCACUGUCACCAUACUCUGGGAAUAUUACAGCAAGAAUCUGAACAGUCCCUUUACUAUUCCUUGGUUUGGUCUCAAAGAUCUUGCAAGUAUUAGUAAGACACCCUUAUCUAUGUAUGAGUUGGUAAAGAACUGUUGCAGUGAUAUACAUAAUCCUGACAUGUAUACGUCCAGUAAUAGUUACCAAAUUUUUCUUCGCAUUUUGGCACAAAUAAUGAAGAAGGCCAUGAAGACCAGUGGUAUUCAUCCAUGGAAACAGAUCAAAGGAAGAAUUUACUCCAAAUUCCACCAGAAAAGAAUGCGAGAACUGACAGAGGUGGGGCUGCAAAAUUGUUUAUAUCUUUUCCUCGUGCUGGCAGCUAUAGCAGAGACGGAGGAUGUUACCAGCCGCAUGAUGGAACUUCUGCAUUUCCUCAGUCCGGUUUCCACCAGCAUUUCUCAGAGAGCUCUGAUCUGGAAAGGCUACUUUGCUUUCGUCUUAACCUAUGUUGAAAAGAACAUGGACAUGGGUGUGCUAGCCGAGCAUCUCUCCAAUGCCUUCCACGAAAAAGCAAAAGAAUUCUUAGUGGCAAGAAAUGACCUCUUGCAGAAACAAAACCUUUGGAUGCUGCUUUCCACUUACGUGGAUGGUGUCCAAGAAGUUUUUGAGACCAGCUGCUACUUGAACCUUUCCGAGGAAAAGCUCUUGAGUGACGGCUUUAGUAUGCUGCUGCCAGGUUGCCGUGGAGCUGAACUUGCAACAGUGUUAACCUUCUUGCAGGAUGUUCUGUUCAGGCUAAGGACUGUGCAUCAACAUUUAAGCCAAGGAUUGCCUACGGGGAGUGCAGGUCCAAAUGCACAGCCGUUGUCAGUGGCGAAAGAGCACCACCUUGCUGUGGCCAGAGCUCUUUGGAGAAAUUUCUUUCCGUACUUGAAGAGCCAAAGAAUGUUGCAGACUCCUCCUCCUCAGCUUGCAGAUACAGCUGCAGGUUUUACUUUACUGGCGUUGGAUUUGCCCAGCACAUGUACGUUAGACCUUCAGCCUCAACCAGUUUUAUCCAUGAUGCAGUUGUUUGGAUGGGAUGAUAUGGUUUGCCCCCAGCUGGUUUCCAGAUAUCUCAGUCACUUAAUACAAAACAGUGCACUGUCUGAAACUCUUACUGGUAUGGGCCAGGCGUCUUACCAAGCCUUGUUGGUACAGUCUUGGUUUCGCUGCGUUUUGCAGAUGUUUAUCAAUCAGCCUCCUGAGACUUUGGUCAGGACGGAUGCCGAGCAAACAGCUGAUAAGGCUUACAUGGAGCAACUGUCUGAACUCACAAGACUGAUACUUAAGCUACCAGAAGUAGGAGCUGUCUUCUCAAAGGCUCUUGUUGAUGAGUCAGUCUACAAACAAGAUCCUAAGGAUGCUAUUUUCCAGUUCAUUAAGGCCGUUGGAAAAAACUACAGUGGACUUCAGACUUUACCCGAAAAAUCAGCCAUGGUGACAAAAGCCCUAGAAUACAUUGGUGAUGUAUUAAAAUAUGUCAAACCGUACUUGAUGAAGAAAGGCCCUGCGGAAGGACUCCAUCUCACCUAUAGGAUUAUAGGAUGCCUUGUGAAGUCCUGGGCACCCAUACUGGCUACUUCCAAAGCACAACCACUCUUGUUUCGCAUAAUAGAUUGCUUGCUUUUGCCACAUGCUGUGUUCCAGCAAGACAAAAGGCUGCCUGCAGCGAUGUUAUCUGCCAUUCGAGAUAAUCUUCCUCUUUUUCUUCAGGGCUUGUCCUUUAUAUGUUGCCAAUCCCAGACUCAAGUUGUCUAUUUGAAUCAGUUGCUAGGGAAUGUUAUUCAGCAAUAUUUUGGGCGCUUUCUUCCUUCAUCGUCUUUGACUUCCCGAGCUGGGCAACAUCCCAUUUUGCUGGCAAUAUGCAGUUCCACCAGCAGUCCAGGAACCUUACAUCUACGUAAGACUACUAUGCAAGUCAUCAGCAAGGAUUACCUACAGUUCAGAAGUCAUGCCCCUCCUUCUCACCUGGCAUCGACUCUCGCUUUCAUUUCGGAAGCAUUUCACAGAACCAAGUCCACUGAAACCUGUGAUGUUGAGGUGCUUCUCCCUUUUGUGUUGAAAUGCCUUUUGUUGGUCAACAACGAACCACAAGUUAAAAAACUGUCUGCAGAGAUUCUGCAGUGCCUGGUAGAAGGCUGCCAAGGAGGGUCAGGAGAAGUGCUUUGUACCCAGCUGACUUCUGUGUUUAGGCAGUUUAUCCAAGAUUACACUACUGUAUAUGAUAAUCAAGUUUACAGCAUCUUGGAAGCAGUAGCCGCCUUGGACCAGUCUCUAGUUAUCAACCUGAUUCCUGCUAUGACAGAGGCCCUGAGGAAUUCAGAGUACAAACAAGGUCUUGGCAGAAACACUGUGCAAAGAGAAGCCUAUAAAAGACUCUUAUCUCAGCUCACAGAGGCUGGACAAAUGGAGAUACAGAAACUGGAAAAUGAGUCCCAUUAGCAGUGUGUUGAUUGGUAUUUUCUACACUGCCAUUUCAUGGAAUGCCAGUCCGUUAUGCAGAGUGCAGAUUCCUGGCCUACAGGUGCAUAGUUUUUUUCUCUGUUUAGCUUUAAAACAAACGAACUGGCCUUCAACAGCUUUAGAUUUAAUGUUCCAAUACUGCAAGCACCAUGGGAAAAGUAGCACAGGUUUUCGUCUUUCACAUUGCAAUGGUGAGCCAUUGAAUCCUGCUAGAGACUGAGAAGAAAAUGCCAAGUAUAGGAAAUAUGGUGACUUUUACGGUAUUGUUGAUUUUUUUUAAUAUAUUGUUUUAAAAAAGACAAAGGGAAGCAGGAAAGAUAAUCUUUAACAGUAAAGGGUCCCAUCCCCGUCCGUCCCCCCCGCUAUAAUAAAUCAAUACACUUUGGCUGUCAGGCUUUUCAUUCUGACACUGUGAGUGAUGUCUUUGCACACAAACACUUCAUAUGAGCUGGGUGACGGCAAGGGGUUCAGUCUAAGCAAGGCCAGGGUUAGGUCAGGAUGCUUGAGCCACCUUAUGUUAACAGAAGAGUUUGUGUACGCAUUGCGUGGAAUGGUGACAGCUGUCCUAGCACUGUCCCUGUAUUAAAAAUGUGUAGAUGUGUACUACAGAAUUCAACCUCUAACCCCCUCUCUGUUGUCCUUGUACGGUUUUGCUGCUGGUGUGAACAAUGAUCCGAUCCUUGAAUAACAAGAAUUGAGUCAGUUCAGUUAUAAGAACUGCUGCCUAGGUCACUAUACUCAUGUCAUCUAUUCCCUUUUUUCAUUUUUAAGUUCCCCUUUCCAGCCCCAUGCAUCUUCGCUUAUCAAUGUAAAGAUCUCUGGCAAGUUUAACCAAAUUCUAAGAUGGGAGAAGAAAUGCAGAUGCAAACAUCGUCAUUCACAUCUCUCAAUAUAUAUUUUUUACAUCACGUAUCAUUACUUUUUGUCUUUAGUAAAUUGAAAUUGCUAGAUACUUCAGGAUGUUUAUAACACUUUAUUCC